This is a messenger RNA of Brassica oleracea var. oleracea, 1614 nucleotides long. RefSeq lists its product as uncharacterized. The transcript has 2 exons. NCBI's taxonomy places the organism in Eukaryota, Viridiplantae, Streptophyta, Magnoliopsida, Brassicales, Brassicaceae. Gene Ontology annotation, molecular function: catalytic activity. The coding region runs from base 1 to 1614 and encodes 537 amino acids. The record is from RefSeq and is a predicted model, not a curated record.
AUGGAGGUUGCUUUGCCUGGAUGGAGCUCUCUAACGAACUAUGAGCAUCACAGAUUGGGGCAUAUCUGGUUCUGUUGGUCUAAUAAGGUGGUGGUCACUAAGCUGCACAUGAGCUCUCAGGUCAUCACAUGUGCGAUCCAAAUUCCAGAAACCAGGGACAAAUUUAUUUGUUCUGCAGUUUAUGCAUCUAAUUGCAUGACUGAGAGAAGGCAGCUUUGGGAGGAACUUAAAGGUACCAGAGCAGAUUAUGCUCGCCUUGAUUUGCCUUGGAUCGUUCUUGGUGAUUUCAACGCCACUCUCGCUUCAAUGAAACAUUCUCGUGCAAUGGAUUACCUAACGGAUCAGACUGGUACGAGGGAGUUUCAAUAUGCUGUAGCAGAUUGUGAGCUUGCCGAUCUCGCCUAUGUUGGAGCUAUUUUCACCUGGUGGAACAAAAGAGAGGGUAACCCAAUUGGAAAGAAGCUACAUAGAGCCUUAAUAAAUGAUGUGUGGCUUCGGUUCUAUCCCCAAUCCUAUGCAAAGUUUGAUGCAGGAGGUGUAUCUGAUCACGCACGAUGUCUAGUACAUAUUUCCGAUAAAAGAGAUGAAACGAGGAAACCUUUAAAGUUUUUUAACUACCUCAAGGACCAUGAGGAUUUUCUCCCUACAGUGAAGAAUUUCUGGGAUAUAUCUCCCUUAUUGUAUCACUCCCGCUGUUCCUUAUCUAUGUUCCAUCGAAAGCUGAAGCUGCUAAAGAAUGAUCUUCGUGCCCUGAACAGAAAUCAUUAUGGGGACUUGCCAAACAGAACUAAGCAGGCGUACGAGCAUCUUUGUUAUUGUCAGAACCAGGUUCUGAUGGAUCCAACCCCUAUCAGUCUGGCUACUGAGGCUGAAGCUUCAAAGCGAUGGAACUUACUUGCUAGUGACAUUAGAAAGGAGGCAAUCACUCAUUUCCAAAGGUUUCUUCAAACCCACCAAGAGGGGGAGGAGAUUUCUGAGACGUCUCUGCAAGAGCUGUUGACAUACUGUUGUCCAGUUUCCACUGCCACUGGAUUGGUGGCACCUGUUAGUGGGGAAGAGAUCAAAUCUGCUCUACAUGCCCUUCCUAACGAUAAGGUUUCGGGUCCGGAUGGGUUUACUAAAGAAUUUUAUGUUGCUGCUUGGCCAGUCAUUGGGAAGGACUUUAUCACGACAGUGCAAUCUUUUUUCCUGUUUGGCUUCUUACCUACUGGUAUAAAUGCCACAAUUCUCACGCUUAUACCGAAAUCUGAAGCAGCUCAGUCUAUGAAGGAUUAUCGUCCUAUCGCUUUCUGUAAUCUCCUCUACAAGGUAAUGUCCAAUAUCCUAGCUCGAAGGCUCAAAGAAAUUCUUCCCGAAGCUAUUGAGCCGAACCAGAGUGCCUUCAUCAAGGGCCGCCUCCUCCUUGAGAAUGUGCUGCUUGCUUCUGAAUUGGUGAACAGUUACCACAAGACGACCUCCUCCUCUAGAUGUGCUAUCAAGUUUGACAUCGCGAAGGCUUUCGAUACUGUCAAGUGGUCUUUCAUUACUUCAGUUCUUAAAGCCAUGAACCUGCCAGAUCAGUUCAUCAUGUGGAUAAAACUUGUAUAUCUACAGCAUCCUUCUCAGUGGCAGUGA